This is a messenger RNA of Peronospora matthiolae, 633 nucleotides long. The record is from the annotation of a GenBank genome assembly. Lineage: Eukaryota; Oomycota; Peronosporomycetes; Peronosporales; Peronosporaceae.
AUGUCGUCACCCUGUUCAGAUCCUGUUUGUCGGCUGCAUGAGUUUGUGCUACAAUCGACUGCAGGUUCGGCUGCUCACGGUAGAGAGAAUGUCCCUCAAUGGAUCCGAGCCUGUCGGUAUUUCUUGCCAGCCCCAUCACUUUCACGUGUUUGCAGGCGAGAUCCGCCCGCAUCGACCCGAUAUCUGGAUUUGCAUGGCGAGUCGUCCGCGUCUCGCUCUCUUCAUUUCUCCUUUCGACUCGAACCUGAUUCGUCCCGUUCAUUGAGACUGAUGGACUUCCUCAACAAAGCCAAGCACGCAGCUGAACUCUACGCCGGUGGCGACACGAGCAAAAGCCACACGAAGAGCCACAAGGACAAAUCGGGCAGCGGCUCCGUGUUCACCAAGGCGGCCGACGCGGCCGAGAAGUAUCACGCGAAAGAAAAGGUCGCGGAGUUUGCUCAGAAACGGGUGGCCAAGCGCGACAUGGCCAAGCAGCAGCCAGGCUACGUGGACAAGAAGGACAAGUCGGCGAUCGACAAGGCUGUGGAGGCGGCCGAGGACUUCCUGGCGAAGCAGCAGGGCCAGGCCAAGGGGCACCACUCGGGCGGGAAGAAGGACCAGCACAAGGAAGAGGGGACGACGACCUUGUAG